AUGUCGAGCAUGCGAGCUGUCAACUACCAGGGACCCUUCCAGGUCAAGGUGGAGGAUGUGGAGAGACCAAAGUUAGAGCACCCCGACGAUGUCAUUGUCAAGGUGACGACUGGCCGCACAGCUGCUCAAGCCGGCAUCACCUUUGGUCACGAGAACAUGGGCAUUGUCGACGAACUCGGAGAGGGCGUGACCCUGCUGAACAAGGGUGACCGAGUCGUCAUGCCGUUCAACGUUGCUGACGGCCGAUGCCGCAAUUGCGAAAGUGGAAAGACUGCCUUUUGCACAGGCGUCAAUCCUGGAUUUGCCGGAGGAGCAUACGGCUACGUCGCCAUGGGCCCUUAUCGAGGAGGCCAGGCUCAGUACAUCCGCGUCCCCUAUGCGGAUUUUAAUGCUCUGAAGCUUCCCGCCGGCAAAGAGCACGAGGCAGACUUUAUUCUGUUGGCGGACAUAUUUCCUACCGGCUGGCAUGGCGUCGAAAUUUCCGGGUUCCAGGCCGGAGAAAGCAUCGCCGUCUUUGGCGCAGGGCCCGUAGGUCUCAUGGCGGCCUACAGCGCCGUCCUCCGAGGCGCGUCCCGCGUGUACGUGGUCGAUAGGGUUCCCGAGAGGUUGCAAACGGCCGAGAAAAUUGGCUGCAUAGCCAUCGACUUUUCCAAGGGUGAUGCCGUGGACCAGAUCAUCAAGGCCAAUGACGGCAUGGUCGACCGAUCCGUCGACGCCGUCGGGUACCAGGCCGUCACCACGAGUGGUGACAAGGAGCAGCCUAACAUUGUGUUGGAAAACAUGAUCAAGGUCACGCGCGCCUGCGGUGGUCUGGGUAUUCCAGGACUAUAUGUUCCCAGUGACCCUGGAGCCCCUGACGAGAGCUCGUCGAAGGGGAUGAUCAGUCUAAGCUUUGGCAAGCUGUUUGAGAAGGGUCUGUCCCUCAAGACAGGACAGUGCAACGUCAAAGCGUACAACAGGCAGCUGCGCGACCUCAUCAUCUCCGGCAGAGCCAAGCCGAGCUUUGUCGUGUCCCACGAGAUCGGCCUUGAGGACGCAGAGGUCGCCUAUGAGAAGUUUGACAAGAGGAUCGAUGGAUACACCAAGGUCCUGAUCCACCCCAACGGGACCAUGACUAUUGGUCCCGACGCCGACAAGGGCGCCCGCAUCACCGACCUCGAGCAGUACAAAAAGUGCCUGGACUACCUAUCGGCCAAGGGAUACAAGGAGCUCGACACGGCGGCGGUGUACGUCGGCGGGAAGCAGGAGGAAUGGACCAAGGACGCCGGUUUCAAGGAGCGAGGCUUCAGUAUCGCCUCCAAAAUCAUGCCUGUGACGCCCGGAGAUCACGCCCCCGACAAGAUCGUCCCAGCGUGGGACGCGAGUCUGAAGAAACUGGGCUUGGACGGCACCGACAUCUUCUAUCUGCACGCGCCUGAUCGAGCCACCAGUUUUGAGAAGACGCUCGAAGUCGUGGACCAGAUGUACAAGGAUGGCAAGUUCAAGAGACUGGGCCUGAGCAACUAUGCCUCGUGGGAGGUGGCUGAGAUUGUUGGCAUUUGCGAGAGGAGGGACUUUGUGCAGCCUACUGUGUACCAGGGCAUGUACAACGCCAUCACCCGCGCCCUCGAGUCAGAGCUUGAGCCGUGUCUACGCAAGUUUGGCAUCUCGCUCGUCAUCUACAACCCAUUGGCUGCCGGGCUCUUCUCGGGCAAGUACACCAGCCUUGACAAGCCGACAGAGGGUCGUUUCAGUGACAAAGCUUCGGCCAUGGGCAAGAUGUACACGGAGAGAUACUUUAAGCAGUCGACUAUGGACGCCCUGGCCAUCGUGGAGCCCGUCGCCAGGAAGCACGACAUUCCCCUCAUAGAGGUUGGACUCCGGUGGUGCAUCCACCACAGCAAGCUGCAAACACCCGCGAAAGGUGGUAACGAUGGCGUGAUCUUGGGCAUCAGCUCAUACGCGCAGCUGGAGCAGAACAUUGAUGCGUGCGAGAAGGGACCGUUGCCGGAUGAGGUGGUUGAGUCGCUGGACAAGGCCUGGGAAAGGACUCGUGGUGACGCUCCUACAUACUGGCGGUGA
This is a messenger RNA of Emericellopsis cladophorae, 2061 nucleotides long. Its product is annotated as alcohol dehydrogenase. NCBI's taxonomy places the organism in Eukaryota, Fungi, Ascomycota, Sordariomycetes, Hypocreales, Bionectriaceae. Gene Ontology annotation, molecular function: oxidoreductase activity; zinc ion binding. The transcript has 10 exons. The record is from RefSeq and is a predicted model, not a curated record. The coding region runs from base 1 to 2061 and encodes 686 amino acids.